UGGGGUGAAGGACAUGCUACUGCAGUGCUAGAACAGGCUGUGUUCAUCACUAGUUCCUUGGCUUGGGAUCAUUUACUGCUUGUAGACAUGUCUAAUCAAUACUCUUCUUCAUCUUCUUACAGACCUUCAACUGGGUCUGUAGGUGGUGCAAAAGGAAUAGGGUCAAGGAACUCUGUGUCUUUUUCAAAAUUUAGUUCUGGCGGAGCAGGGGGAGGUUAUGGUGGAAAUACAGGUUUUUGCCAAGUUGGAGAUUUUGGUGCUGGCUACAAUGGCAAUUUAGGUGUUGGCUUUGAUGGAGGCUAUGGUGGUGGAGUAGGAUCUGGUUUUGGUGGAGGUGCUGGCUAUGGAGGUGGAGCAGGUGCUGGCUUUGGUGGUGGAGCUGGCUUUGGUGGUGGUGCUGGCUAUGCUGGUGGAGCUAGUUUUGGUGGUGGAUAUGGCUUUAACCAAGGGGGUGGAUUUGGAGAUGGUGGCCUUCUUUCAGGUGGCAAUGAGAAAUCAACCAUGCAGAACCUAAAUGACCGUUUAGCUAGCUACCUGCAAAAAGUGCGAGACUUGGAGGAUGCCAAUGCUGAGCUUGAGAAAAAGAUCAGAGAUUGGUAUGAUAAGAAAAGUCCCGUUAGUAAGGCAGCUGACUACAGCCCAUACUUCAAGACCAUUGAGGAUCUUCGUGCUAAGAUCUUGGCUGCACAAAUUGAAAACAACAAAGUGAUCCUGGCCAUUGAUAACACCAGACUGACCACAGAUGACUUCAGGCUCAAGUAUGAGAAUGAGCUGGCUCUGCGCCAAAGUGUGGAGGCUGAUAUCAAUGGCCUCCGCAGAGUCCUGGAUGAGUUGACUUUAUCCAAGUCUGAUCUAGAGAGCCAGAUUGAGAGUCUUACUGAGGAAUUGGCUUAUCUGAAGAAAAACCAUGAGGAGGAAAUGAAGGGAAUGCAAAACCAAGUCAGUGGAACGGUCAAUGUGGAGAUGAACGCUGCUCCUGGCAUUGAUCUGAGCAAGGUCCUGUCUGAUAUGAGAUCUGAUUAUGAAAGGAUGGCUGAGAAAUACAAACAGGAGGCUGAGGCCAUUUUCCAGGCUCAGGCCAAGGAGCUUCAAGCACAGGUUGUUUCUGGAAGUCAAGAGGUUCAAGCAUCCACAUCAGAGAUCACAAACCUGAAGCACACACUUCAGAGCUUGGAAAUAGAGCUGCAGUCACAACUCAGUAUGAAAUCAGCUCUAGAGUCUUCCUUGGCCGAAACAGAGGGCCGUUACUGCGCACAGUUGUCCCAAAUCCAGGAACUUAUAGGACAGAUCCAGUGUGAGCUCUCAGACCUCAGGAACCAGCUGGAACUCCAAAGCAGUGAAUACAAGAUGCUUCUGGACAUUAAGACACGUCUAGAACAAGAGAUCGCCAAGUACCGAGACUUACUGGAUGGCCAGGACAGCAAGAUUCCUGCAGCCUCUGUGUAUAGUGGAUCUUCCAGUACAAGUUCAUCAUCUACAACAACUACAAGAGUUCGCUAGGACUAUGCUCUCAACACAGAAUUCAGCAAAGUGAUGACAGGUUGACACAGCCUGAUUUGUACUGCAUACUACCUGUCUGCUUUAAUCUCUUUUACAUACAAGGACACUCAGUAAAAAGGUGUUUUCUGGCUAUUUGGUGUUCAAUAAAUCUUUCAUCUAUUGCAAAGUA
Messenger RNA from Pseudophryne corroboree (corroboree frog), 1669 nucleotides. Its product is annotated as keratin, type I cytoskeletal 13-like. The record is from RefSeq and is a predicted model, not a curated record. Gene Ontology annotation, molecular function: structural molecule activity. Gene Ontology annotation, cellular component: cytoskeleton. NCBI's taxonomy places the organism in Eukaryota, Metazoa, Chordata, Amphibia, Anura, Myobatrachidae. The coding region runs from base 88 to 1500 and encodes 470 amino acids. Gene Ontology annotation, biological process: epithelial cell differentiation; intermediate filament organization. The transcript is spliced from 8 exons.